This is a messenger RNA of Magallana angulata, 3424 nucleotides long. RefSeq lists its product as uncharacterized. The record is from RefSeq and is a predicted model, not a curated record. Bases 415 to 2196 code for a protein of 593 amino acids. Lineage: Eukaryota; Metazoa; Mollusca; Bivalvia; Ostreida; Ostreidae. The transcript has 2 exons.
GGAUCCAGCAGUUUUCAAAGUAUCACCACGACACCACAAACAAAUUAAUCGAGCCUGCAAGAUGAGUUUGGGAAGAGAAAUGACAAAGGAAGAAAUAAUUGAUGUUCUGGUAGGUUCCGACACCUAAGAUCAUUUUUUCCCUCAGAUUCUGAAGCUUUUGUACAAACGAAGUCCUUUAAUUAAAUAAAUUACGAAAAUCUACUUUAGAAAGGCAAAGAAAAAAAGGGGUUUUAAUUAUCCCGGAAUAGUGCAUUCCAUCCGAACGUUUUGAGGUUUACGUAUCGGAACCGUAAUUUCCCGCAUUUUUCGAUCUUCUGCUUGUGGUGUCGAGCGUGCGAGGAAACCUGCGAGUGGUCGAGUUGGAAGAAUUAACAAUACUUAUGGUUAAGACAGAAAGGAAAAAUAACGGAAGUAAUGGCACUGCACAUAAAUAAGCAGAUGACAUCCAGUAGACUUACAGAAGGAAAAGAUGAGAGAACAAAAUCAUCAUAUCGUGGAAAUAUCAGGAAGCCCAAGAAAUUAUUGUCAGAUAGAUUUGGGUCAAUCUCUAAUAUCACUACAGAAUUGGGAAAUCGUGAAGGAGACCCUUGUGGGACCGGUGUCUACCCUCUGACCCAAGAACUCAUGGACUUUGAGAAGGGAAUCCUGAAGAGAAAGUAUGACAACUUAAAAGUGAGUGUGAAGUUGGAAGGAAAAGAUCACUGUUUGAUUGCACCAGGUUUUACACACAAGAAGCUCACAUCCAAUUCCCCAUUUUGUGGGAUAAACGAUCAUGGUUUAGCUUUAAAAAACAAUGAAAGAUCCAAAAUAGAGAACAGUCUAAAUGAGUCAUCAAGAAAAUUUGGGAAACAUGAUAGAAAUUUAGCUGGGGAUAAUGGUCUGUUUAAUCAGGGUUCUACCAGGGCAGGAAAAUGUGAUGAAACCAUUGGAAGGAAGGGAUCCUACAACAAUGUUGCAAACAACUCUGUUCCAUUGACUAAUGCAAAGUUAGUCAACAAUACAUCUGAAGCUCCAAAAAGACCAUUUUUCUAUGCUGAACAGAACAGUGUUCCACCAAAAAAGAGAUUCACCAUUGAUCAUGAGUUGCGACAAAAUUCACAUGCAGAACACAAGAACAAAGAAGAUGCAGUAACAAAUAAACCCAGUGGUUAUCACGGUAGUUUGCAGCAAGGAGAAUCCACACCUUCAUCCAUUGCAUCAGAACAUAAUGGUUCUGACACUUUAAUGCUCUUUGAGGGAAGAACCCUGUUGAAGGGUGGUGUGAAACCUCGCCACAUUCCCAAAACUGUUGUGGAAAGAGAUGAUAAGGAGCUUCCAACUGAUCCACGACUCCAAAGACCAGAUUAUUGCAUGCUUAAUCAUAUUAUGGAAUAUAAAGUACUGUUGUGGCACAAAGAUUGGCUUUUUGAUUACACAAAAAAGUUGCUAGAGGCCAGGAAGUCAAAUCAAAUGAAGAGAGAACAGGAAAGAUUGAAUGUUUGUGCGAUGAAAGAUACAAGCAAUGAGCAUACUGAGAAUAAAAAUGUUGUGGAAUUAAAGGACACCACACGUAUGAAUAAAGAACAACAUGAUACAAAAAAUAGCUCCAGCUUGAUUUUGGAAAGUAAAAAUGUGGACACUUUGAAGUCUGUUUCACCCAAUCUUGUCGAAAAUGUACGAAACAGAUGUGUUGGAGCCGUGCAGUGUUUUGAAUAUGAACAUUCACGUAGGAAAAAGGAAGUUGUACCAAAUGUCUAUGAUCCGCGUCUUAAAAACAGAUCUCAAAAGCAAAUGGAGACCAGUGAAAGUCAUGGCAGAGUAAAUACAUUCAAAUUAUCAGCAUCGAGAAAGAAUAGUGAGAAAAAAGACAUAAAAUUCCACAAGUAUGAUGCAAAGCACAAGUUUCAGAAGAAAAAAUCACCGGAUGGAAUCCAACUUUCCCGUGGCAAGACUGGAGCGGUGUUAAGAGAGGAUAGCAGGUGCAACUCCCCAAGUUUCAAUGCAGUUGACAAAGAAUUCAAAACAUUAUCAACAAACUCUAUGCACUCAAACUAUUACAACAAAAAUCUGUCUCCAAUUUAUCAAGAUACACAGAAUUAUAACAGUUACCAAAGGCAUUUGCCUAAAACCUGCAGAGGCAGUACUGAUGUGAACCCUAUAGGAAAAGACAGAAGUCAGGACAUUUAUCCCCAGUUUUGUCAGGAUAACUGGUACUGAAAAAUCUGAGACACAGGAAGGUUCUUAUAGACCUUGACAAUAUGUUGUUUAUAUUUAUUUUGAUCAAGAAAUCCAUGGUUGUAACAUAUUUUUGAAAAUUAUGAAAAGAUCAUGUACAUACAAGUUUGUACUUUGCUAGUUAUACAAUGUGUAUCUUUAAAAUCUUUUAUCCUGGUGAUUAUGUAAGCAUCUAAAUUACAAAAUAUAUGUCCUAUAGUAUAAAGCACGAAAUACCUGUGCAAGAUAUUUGUAAAUUGGAAUGAAACCAAGACAGUGAAUAUGAAGUUGAAGGGGGGGGGGGUCUAUCUUGACAAACACAAAUUUAUCCUGUUGGCCUUGGUCAAGUAUUUUAUUUCCCAAAUAUUUGAUUUAUUAUCUGUAUUUUUCAAAAAUCUUUGGUAUUGUAUUUAUUAUUCAAAUGUACUUAAUCCAUAAUUAAACAUAUGCAUCAUUGAUAUUACUAAGCAUCAUGUUUUCUAUUACAUUGGCAAUGUAUAAAACAUUUGACAACAAUUUUUAGAAUUAUCAUUAUAUUAACUCAUUCAGUAUUCCUUGAACAUUGGUAACAAUGAAUCAGUCUUGGUAGAAUUACACAUCCUAGACACUUGUAAAAAUAAUUGUAUUUCUGGGUAAAUAUAAGAUUCAACUUAAAAUAUGAAAAUAAUAUUGUUUAAAAUUUUAUAGAAAACCAGAGAGGUGUCUUAUUUUUAAGAUUGUUAAUCAUUAAUGUUUUAGUACUGUAUGUAGUUAAAAUAUUGAAAUUCAAGACAUAUCCUUUACAUAUAUUCUUUUCUAAAUGAGCAUGAUUUUAUUUUGUUCUUGUAUAUGUCUUCAUUCUUUUGAAUUCUCAUUUGCGGGGACCAAUAUGUAUAGAGGAUUCUGAGCUGUGUAGAAUUUUGGUAAAAUUCUGUGAUAAGAAUUAUUGAAGUCUGUUUUAUCAUUUGUGUAGAUAUAGUAGUAUAAAAGAUAUGUUUUCUGUAUGUUACAUUUUUUAAAAGUCUUAAGCAGUUUAUUAAUGCUAUUGAAAUUUGCUAUGUUUUAGAAGCCAACAGGUUGCGAGAAAUUGUUUCUGUAAAAUGUGUUUUUAUGACAACAUGAAUGUACGGUUCUGUUUAUGGUUAUUUUAUGUUUGCCUUGAGGAGCUUGAGCUUCUUCACAGAGAAUCCUGUAGUGUUAGAUGCUUGGAAUUUGUUAUGUUUACAAAGUGUAAUAAACCUAUGGUGCUAAA